Messenger RNA from Heterotrigona itama, 2406 nucleotides. NCBI's taxonomy places the organism in Eukaryota, Metazoa, Arthropoda, Insecta, Hymenoptera, Apidae. The record is from the annotation of a GenBank genome assembly.
CAAAUUUUCAUUUCCAAGAAAAACUAAUUAAGAGGACUAGUUUAUGAACUUUUGCGAUUGUAUCUUUGUUUUUAGACCUUUAGCUUCCUUCUCGCGUUCCAUUUGACCAAUAAAAUAUACGAAUGAAGAUUUGCAAGUUUCGUUCAAUAGAUCGAGGUACUCGAUAAUCCGAAACAUCAGGUCCUGAGUAUAUGCUCAAUGUCACAUCUAUUUUAUCUUCAGUCGAUGAUGCAACUGGUGUUUAUAAUCCAUUUAAAAGAAAGCAUAAGGAGAAAUAAAUAACGUACGUGUGCAAUGGAAGUUCUUGAACUGAAAGACGUUAAAGCUGUACCCGAUAUUAUUCAUCCUUAUCUGGAUAGAGUAAAAUCUGAAGCAACGCCGCUUGUGAUUGACAAUGGAUCGUACAAUUGCAGAGUCGGAUGGGCUACAGAGAAGGAGCCUCAGUUAAUAUUUAAAAAUCUCAUUGCAAAACCACGCAAGGAGCGUGGCAAGAAGGACGGUGAGCCUCAAGUUGGGAAUGACAUAGCUAACAUUGAAGCUGUCCGAUUUCAAUUAAAAACACAGUUCGACAGGAACGUAGUGACACAUUUUGAAGCUCAGGAACAAAUAUUUGACUAUACGUUUACUCACAUGGGAAUAGAUACAGAGGGUGCAGUGAAUCAUCCCGUUAUCUUGACAGAGGCGUUUCUGAAUCCUAAUUAUUCGCGAAAUUUGAUGGCUGAACUUUUAUUCGAGUGUUACAACGUACCUGCUAUAGCGUAUGGAGUGGAUUGCUUGUUUUCCUAUCAGCACAACAAUUGUCCAUCGGAUGGUUUAAUCAUUAGCAUUGGGUAUCACACUACGCACAUAAUACCCAUAUUGGAUGGUAAAGCGGAUCCUGUAAAUUCAAGGAGAAUCAAUAUCGGCGGAUACCACAUUACAUCUUACAUGCACAGGCUGCUCCAACUGAAAUAUCCAGUUCAUGUUAAUGCAAUAACACCCAGUCGAGCAGAGGAAUUAAUACAUGAACAUUCAAUGAUAGCUUUAAGUUAUCAAGAAGAGAUUUCUAAAUGGGCGGAUCCAGAUUAUUACGACACGAAUGUAUUAAGGGUACAAUUACCCUAUGUUGCACCCGCAAAUGCUCCCGGAUUAACAGUCGAGCAACAGAAGGAAAGAAAACGCGAAUUAGCUAGAAGGUUAAUGGAAAUCAACGCGAGGAAAAGAGAAGAGAGAUUGGCGGAAGACGAGGAACAAUUGAAUCAGUUACUAGCCGUUCAAGAUUUAUUGGAGGAAGGUGAAACGGAUGAAUUCGACCAAGCGUUGAAAACUUACUCUCUCGCAAACGAGGCAGAUCUGAUAAAAAUGAUCAACAAUCUGCAAGCAAAAGUGGAGAGAACUAGACAAAAGAUAGUAGCGGCUAAUUCACAAGAGGAGAACAUCGCAAUGGAGGAACAGAAGCCAAAAAUAAAGUCGAGUUUGCAACCAAAAGAUCAGCAAGAUUUUGACGAAUGGAUCGCUGGUGUCCGAAAGAAAAGACAGGAGAUAUUAGAAAGACGAAUGGCAAAGAGACAGCGUAGACAAGACAUGGCGAAACGCAGAACAGCUGCUGCACAGGAAAGAAUGCGUAUAAUAAGCCAAUUAGCGAGAAAAGAGAAACGCGAUGAUGAUUUUGGUAUGAGAGACGAGGAUUGGGACGUUUACAAAGAAGGUGGAGACUCGGACUCGGAAGUGGAACAAGAAAAGCUUAUGGAACUCGAGGAUGUAUUACGGCACCAUGAUCCAGAAUUCGACGGUGCUGGAUCCAAUGUUCCCAUGGUACCUGGAGAAACUCAUCAGUUACACGUGGGAGUAGAACGCUUGAGAGCUCCAGAGAUACUGUUUCAACCGUCGAUGAUAGGUUCUGUGGAAGCUGGCAUCGCAGAGACAAUCGAGUUCAUUCUGAAGCUUUAUCCGCCUGAACAGCAAUCGCGACUCGUAGGAAAUAUAUUCCUCACUGGUGGACCAACGAGAUUUCCUGGUUUGCUCGAGAGAUUGAAUCGUGAGCUUCGUGAAAUGCGACCGUUUGGAUCGGGUUUCCAGAUAAACAUCGCAAAAAAUACCAAUCUAGAUGCAUGGUACGGCGCCAGAGAUUUUGGCUUAAACGGGAACCUUCCUGAAUUUUUAGUGAGCAAGAAGGAAUACGAGGAGAAAGGCGGUGAAUAUUUUAAAGAACACUCGACCAGUAAUACUUACACUCGUUCUCCUGAUCCUUUGCCCACGGUGCAGGCUGCUGUGACGUCGGAACAGGUCAUCGUGGAGGAUGCUGUCGUCGACGUUGAAAUGGAUUGCAUGGUGGGACAGAGGAUAAGUGACAGCUAUGUACAGUACAUACUUGCCUUAGUUGUACCAUCGUUACGUUUUUAUCAUACGUACCUAUAUUCUCGAUAA